GGCUGAGGGCGAUGCUGACGCGGGGAGUCGGGCGCUGGGCUUAGCCGCGCGUAGACAUGGACGAGCCGCGGGGAGAGCGCUCCUGCUGCCGGCGCUACCCCGAGCUUCCCGUGUGGGUGGUGGAGGAUCAUCAGGAGGCUCUUCCAUUCAUAUACCGGGCCAUAGGUUCAAAGCAUCUUCCUGCCAGUAACAUACGUUUGGUACAUUUUGACUCACAUCCGGACCUCCUCAUUCCUGUGAACAUGGCAGCUGACACUGUGUUUGAUAAGGAAACACUCUUUGGAGAAUUGAGUAUUGAAAACUGGAUUAUGCCUGCAGUUUAUGCUGGCCAUUUCUCUCAUGUAAUAUGGCUUCAUCCCACGUGGGCUCAGCAAAUAAGAGAGGGCAAACACCACUUUUUAGUAGGCAAAGACACUUCAACCACAACAAUCAGGGUUACAAGUACAGAUCAUUACUUCCUAAGUGAUGGCCUUUUCGUACCUGAAGACCAGCUAGAGAACCAAAAGCCACUACAGCUGGAUGUGGUUCUGGUAAAGCCUUAUACAGUCUGUACGAAUCAAGACGAAAAUGCCUCCGUGUCUUCUGCAAAGAAACCCAAGCUAGCACUGGAAGACGGAGAGAAGACCGCCCCUGCCGAGUGUGACACUGACUCAGAAGGACUGGAGCAGGACACAGCGCCACAGAGAAGUGACCACGCUUGCCGCCAGCCAUCCCAUUCGCGUUCCUGUGCUGAAACUGAGCAGUGCCAAAGCUCAGCCACCACUGAGGAAAUCCUAGAAAUCUUGAAGAAUGGCAAUGCAUUUGUUUUAGAUAUUGACUUGGACUUUUUUUCUGUCAAGAAUCCCUUCAAAGAAAUGUUCACUCAGGAGGAAUACAAAAUUUUACAAGAGCUUUACCAAUUCAAAAAGCCUCGUAGUGACCCAACUAAGGAAGAUUUGAUAGAUACUGUUGACGCUCGAAUUCAUCAAUUAGAAGAUUUAGAAGCAACUUUUGCUGAUUUAUGUGAUGGUGAUGAUGAAGAGACUGUACAGAGACUGGCUUCAAACCCUGGAAUGGAGUCACUCGUUCCACUCAUAAAGAGUUUGAAGAAGCGAAUGGAAGUACCUGACUAUGAAAUGGUUCACCAGGCUGGUCUAACUUGUGAUUAUUCAGAACUUCCUCACCAUGUCAGCACAGAAGAAGAAAUUGAAAAUCUUAUUCAAUCUGUAUAUUAUUUACUGAAAAAUUUGCCAAAACCUACUCUUGUGACAAUUGCAAGGUCAAGUCUGGAUGAGUACUGUCCUUCUGACCAAGUCGAUGCCAUUCAGGACAGGGUCCUCGGGGCGCUGCGCUCCCUCUAUGGGCCUUUAGACACUCACCUGGUGUACUCGGCAGAGUCGCCGCCAUCUUGAAGCAGACAAAACACCGGCUCCUUUGCAUCUUGGUAGAGCGAUGGGACUUUUAUGAAUUUAUCUGUGCGUCUUCCAGAGAACACUCUCUUUGUUAACUUUCCAUUGGAAUUGUUCAAAUACUUAGAAUCUCCAGACCAAUGGCAUCAGCUGUGGCAUGGCGUCCCUUCAAGGUGAGAGGCACUUGUUUAGCUUGGUUUUACACGUCAAGUAAGUCUAUUAACCUCAAGUUAGCAACAGACAAGGCUGUUGCAUACUCUUGCUUUCCAUCUUGUUGUCUUUAUUGGGGGAUGGGGGGGGAGGUUCUGUUUAUUUCUUCCUCCUUGCCCAGCAGCUCACGUGCAGGGUGGAGACGCGCUCACUCAUCACGUGCAGGGUGGAGACGCGCUCACUCAUCACGUGCAGGGUGGAGACGCGCCCGCUCGUCACGUGCAGGGUGGAGACGCGCCCACUCAUCACGUGCAGGGUGGAGACGCGCCCGCUCAUCACGUGCAGGGUGGAGACGCGCCCGCUCAUCACGUGCAGGGUGGAGACGCGCCCGCUCAUCACGUGCAGGGUGGAGACGCGCUCAUCACGUGCAGGGUGGAGACGCGCCCACUCACAGCUGCUGCUCGCUCGGCCCUCACGUGUGUGCGGCACAGCUGAGUGCUGCUGAGCGGUAGGCGCCAAGGGGACAGGAUGCCCUCCCCGCUCCUCCUGGUGGGGCUGGCCGAGGAGCAAAACGGGUGGUGAACAGUGUUAGAAAAGAAAGAACAAACCUGUUGUGGGCAUGCUCUUAGUUCUCAGGGUUCCCUAGUGUUAUAGGAAGUAAUGCCCACAGUCAGGCAUGGUGGUGCACGCCUUUAAUCCCGGCAUUCGGGAGGCAGAGGUAGGAGGAUUACCAUGAGUUCGAGGCCAUCCUAAGACUAUAUAGUGAAUUCCAGGUCAGCCUGGACUAGAG
Molecule: messenger RNA, 2328 nt
Organism: Jaculus jaculus (lesser Egyptian jerboa)
Lineage: Eukaryota; Metazoa; Chordata; Mammalia; Rodentia; Dipodidae
Gene: C13H5orf22
Product: chromosome 13 C5orf22 homolog
Exons: 9
Coding region: 57-1391 (444 amino acids)
Source: RefSeq, a predicted model, not a curated record